Messenger RNA from Prunus persica (peach), 552 nucleotides. RefSeq names its product nascent polypeptide-associated complex subunit beta. The transcript has 4 exons. The coding region runs from base 1 to 552 and encodes 183 amino acids. Gene Ontology annotation, cellular component: cytosol; nascent polypeptide-associated complex. The record is from RefSeq and is a predicted model, not a curated record. NCBI's taxonomy places the organism in Eukaryota, Viridiplantae, Streptophyta, Magnoliopsida, Rosales, Rosaceae.
AUGGAGUCUGUAGAGGAACUUUAUUUAGACGGAAGUGCAACGAGAGAGCUGCCGCUUGGUAUAAAAAACCUCGAACGUCUAAGCUUUGCUAAAUCAUCAACUUCAAGGGAUGGCAUUGGCAUUGGCAUUGGCAUUGGGUGGGGCCUUGACUGUUUAUUUGGUAGCUCUGAUGACAAUGAACCAGGAAGUGAUAGCUCUGACGACGACGAUGAACCAAUCAGCAAAAGAUUCAAGAAAAUGAAUUGGGAGAAACUUAUGAAGAUGGCUGGUGCAGUUCACACUGGUGGAAAGGGUAGCAUGAGGAGAAAGGAGAAGACUGUUCACAAGACAACUACCACAGAUGACAAAAGGCUUCAGAGCACCAUUAAGAGAAUAGAGGGGCCAGAUAACUUGGACAAUUUGAUGAAACUGGCAGAGCAGUUCCAGAAGCAAGCGCCUGGUGCUAGUGCUGCUGGUGGAACCACUCCACAAGAGGAUGAUGAUGACGAGGUCCCUGAGCUUGUUGCUGGUGAGAACUUUGAAGCUGCUGCGGAGGAGAAGCAAGCUUCGUAG